Molecule: messenger RNA, 760 nt
Organism: Ruditapes philippinarum (Manila clam)
Lineage: Eukaryota; Metazoa; Mollusca; Bivalvia; Venerida; Veneridae
Exons: 3
Coding region: 19-522 (167 amino acids)
Source: RefSeq, a predicted model, not a curated record
CGCCAUUUACAGUUCAGUAUGGAUCUGCAAACAUUGCAAGUAAUGUAUGAUAGAUUUCGCGGAACAGUGGAUUCCCUUUACAUUAAAAGCGGUUAUCCAUUCCCAAGCAACAUUCCAUUAUCAUUUACUAAUCUGCCGGGAGUAUUUACCAUAAGUUCACAUGGAGAAGAUUGUCUUCUAUUGAAUCGUUUUCUCAAGAAACGAAAGAAGGGAUCACACAUCCAGAAAUUAAUGACAGAAGAUGCUGAUGAAGAGAUUAAUUUUGAUGAUCAAGCAUUACAAAGACCAUUUCAGCUUUUGUUGGAAUGUUUAGAAGAGGACAACUUAAAGAAAUUAGAGACAAUUUGGAACAUGAACAAAAUAUCUGAAAAACAGUUGUUAGUGGGAGUUGGUGUGCACCUUAUUAAAAAACUUACAGGUGAAGCCUAUACUACAGAGGAUAGAGCUUGUGAAGUAUGCCCUUGUGGUUGUGGUGGUAAACUGGACACAACAGCGAUGUGUAUAGGUAAGCUGGUACUGUAGAAUAUGUAUUUUACAAAUGUAACAUAUAAAACAGAAACCGCUCAGAAAAGAUUUUUUGAGGAUUCAAAGUUCAGUAUCCAUCUGUAGUUGUGAAUUUUUUCCUUGUUGAUAUAAUAAAGGCCACCAAUUUGACAAAAUCUUCAUCAAAGUUAUUUAGAUUGUUUAUCUUAGUUGAAAUCCUUUUCUUAAUUUCCUAUUCAACUUUUUAUAUGCCUGUUUGAAAAACGGGUUGACUAUC